AUGAUGCGGUUAAUACGUACAUUGCCGCUUCGAUGCUUCAAAACUAGAAUACGGCGGCAAGGCUCGUUGUUGUGUUUGCGGUGCUUUAGUUCGUAUUCAAAACCACUUUUGCAGAAAUCAAUGUCAUUGAAAAAUAUCCAGUUAUCAGACCUAUCCUCAUCGCCAUUAUCCAAGAACAAGGAGAAGCAGGAGAAGCCAGAGAAGGAAAACGAAGGAAAGCACUCCAUUGGCCUGUUAGACAGAUUUUCAGAGGACUUUAUUACUCAGGGCAAUGGAUUGAAACCUACUACUUCACAAAAUCAAUUGGAUACUAUAAAGUUUUAUCAAAUGCUUCGUGAAAGAGGCAAUUUUUCCGAUGAACAAUGUAAAAUUAUCAUAGCUCUAUUGUUGCAACUACUAAAUGAUCAGUUUUAUUCCUGUUACAAUGAUUUGUUCUUAAGGGAUAUGGAGCUGAAUAAACAAUCACAUUUGUUCAGCUCGCUAGAAACAGAAUUGAAAUUCGCAAUUCAAAACUCUAGAGACACGCAACUAAAUGAGCACCACUUGCAAUUAUUAAAACUCAAGAGAGAACUUAACUCAAUCCAUGAUGAACUGAAUGAAAUCAUAAUAGAUCUUUUGCAAAAGGACGCUAAAUUAGAAUUUAACAAUCAAAAAUUAGAAAACACCCUUUUGUAUCGACAAUUAAACCUGAAAUUGAACGACUGUUCUAACAAGAUUCAAACCAAGAUACUGGGGGAUAUCAGGUCACAUAUCGAAAAUUUAAGAUGGCAGACAACCAGAAGCGGUCUUUUGGUAAUAUUAGUCCUUGUUUGUUCGAUUAUGAUCGGUGUAAGCGCAUCUAAGAAGGAACGCCCAGGUUUACAGGAACCUGAGGAACCUGAAAUUUUAGCACCAAAGGAAGACAUUGAUACUACCUUCCCUCAAGAUCAACAUGAUAUAGAUUAA
Molecule: messenger RNA, 945 nt
Organism: Saccharomyces cerevisiae S288C
Lineage: Eukaryota; Fungi; Ascomycota; Saccharomycetes; Saccharomycetales; Saccharomycetaceae
Gene: PUT7
Product: Put7p
Exons: 1
Coding region: 1-945 (314 amino acids)
Cellular component (GO): mitochondrial membrane
Source: RefSeq, marked reviewed